Molecule: messenger RNA, 1627 nt
Organism: Trifolium pratense (red clover)
Lineage: Eukaryota; Viridiplantae; Streptophyta; Magnoliopsida; Fabales; Fabaceae
Product: alkylated DNA repair protein ALKBH8 homolog
Exons: 8
Coding region: 237-1271 (344 amino acids)
Biological process (GO): oxidative demethylation
Molecular function (GO): oxidoreductase activity; demethylase activity; RNA binding
Source: RefSeq, a predicted model, not a curated record
GUUGUUAUGUUACUGUGGUAUACGACUAGGGUUUCUACUCAAAUGUGAUCGAAUUUGAUUCUGCAGAUUAAUCUCUCCCCAAUUCGAUAAAAAAAAAAAACGAAACUUGAUUCAUACCCUCAACAUUUAAAAUCCAUGUUCCCAUGAUUCCACUCUAAAUUUUUAGUGGGUUCAAUUCAACCAAUCGAAAUUGAAAAAAUUCCCAAAAUUGAUUCCAUUAUCAGUGGCAUAUAGUAAUGGGUUUGCCAAGAUUUGGUCGUCCAAAGAAUGGUGAUGAAUUGAGCUCAAAUCUAUUUGUAGCAAAUUGUGGAGCAGCUGUGGGAAUUUCUAAUGAUGAUAUUGUUUCUGUUUUCUCCAAAUUUGGUGAACUGAAUGGAGUUUAUGCAGCUGAUGAUAGUGGCACACGUGUUAUUGUAUCUUAUUCUGAAGUUUGUUCUGCUCAAUCUGCUUUAAUGGCAUUACAUGGACAACCUUGUCCUCAACUUGGUGGUCGUUCUUUGUAUAUUCGUUAUUCAGUUCUUCAGCCAAAUCCACAGGAUCAGGUGAAGGACUUAGUUUCUGUAUCCAUGACGGCCUCAGAUCUGAACAUUCCAGGCAUUUACCUAGUGCAUGACUUUGUUAAUGCUAAAGAAGAAGAGGAAUUGCUCCAAGCUGUUGACAGUAGGCCUUGGAAUUGUCUUGCCAAAAGAAGGGUUCAACACUAUGGUUAUGAGUUUUGUUAUGAUAUUCGGAAUGUUAAUACAAAGCGAUGCUUAGGUGACCUUCCCUCAUUUCUUUCUCCAAUACUUGAAAGAAUAUCAUCAUGUCCAGCUUUCAAGAACGUUGAUCCUGAUAGUAUAGUUUUGGACCAACUUACGGUAAAUGAGUACCCACCUGGAGUCGGUUUGUCGCCUCAUAUCGACACUCACUCUGCAUUUGAAGAUUUAAUUUUCAGCCUUUCAUUAGCAGGGCCUUGUAUAAUGGAAUUCAGACGAUAUGAAGAUGGUGAUUGGCGCCCUAAAGUUGCCUCAAGUACUGUUACAAAAGGAGAAAGUCCAGAAGAUGGUUCGAAUUGUAUAAAGAAGGCUAUCUAUCUCCCCCCUAGAUCUUUGGUACUCUUAUCCGGUGAAGGGCGAUAUGCAUGGCAUCAUUACAUUCCACACCACAAGAUAGACAAAGUGAAUGAUAGAGUCAUCAGAAGGGCUUCAAGAAGGGUAUCUUUUACAUUACGUAAGGUUAGAGCAGGUUUGUGCAAAUGUGAAUUUCCUCAGUAUUGCGACUCUCAAAGAUGAGGGUUCGCCGAAAUGGCAAGAAGAAUUAAAAUGUAAUGCAUCAAAAUCCAUCGUUGAGAGUUGCAAUGAAUAUAAUUUGAGGUGGUCAUCCCAUUGAUGAAUCAGAUAUACUCGGAAAGCUUGCAAGCUUAACAACCAAGAAAGGAAAUCAAUAGUUGAUGGGAACUCAUAUGAGCUAAUUUUGCACAGAAAAGUACUUUGGUUUCACUUCUUCAUUUUCUUGUUUCCAGACUUAUCCUGCCAUUUUCUAGUUAUAGCAAUACUUGACUCUAGUUGCAAUUGCAAGUAUACUAUAUUAGCCUUAAAGGAUCAGAUUUAUAGCUAUUUUUGAAUCUGCAAAAAUGCAUAUUUAUAGA